AGAACACACAACUGAGAGGACAAAACACAGGUCUACAGCAGCAGUGGACGCCGUUUACCAGUGACAUCGGACACUUAAAGGACGAACAGAAUGACAAGAAAAGUAUUCACCAACACACGAGAGCGGUGGCGCCAGCACAACGUCAACACUGCCUUCGCUGAGCUCCGAAAGCUGAUUCCCACCCAUCCUCCCGAGAAGAAAUUAAGCAAGAAUGAGAUCCUACGUCUGGCCAUGCGUUACAUCAACUUCCUGGUGCAAGUGCUGGAGAAGCAGAGUCCAGCGUCCAGCCCCUCGUCCACAGCUCUGCUCACCUUGCUCCGGGACAACAUGGAGCAGCUACACUCCCCCCCUCAGCCCUGGACCCUCAUCAGUGACACAGAGCUCCCGUCUCCGGGCUCCUCCUGUGACAGCUCUGAAGCCUGGUAGACAUUAAAUGGGUUUCUUGUCUGUGGAUUGUGGCUGAAGUAUUUUCUCGUUCUGGUUGAUGCAAAAACACCAGAUGCAUCCGUGUUUAUGGACACUUUGUAAAGUUAAAAUGUCAUGCACUGU
Messenger RNA from Periophthalmus magnuspinnatus, 549 nucleotides. RefSeq names its product T-cell acute lymphocytic leukemia 2 (gene tal2). The coding region runs from base 91 to 426 and encodes 111 amino acids. Lineage: Eukaryota; Metazoa; Chordata; Actinopteri; Gobiiformes; Gobiidae. Gene Ontology annotation, molecular function: RNA polymerase II cis-regulatory region sequence-specific DNA binding; protein dimerization activity; DNA-binding transcription factor activity, RNA polymerase II-specific. Gene Ontology annotation, biological process: regulation of transcription by RNA polymerase II. The record is from RefSeq and is a predicted model, not a curated record. The transcript has 2 exons.